Messenger RNA from Tachyglossus aculeatus (Australian echidna), 1339 nucleotides. It is a transcript of the gene SFT2D2, whose product is annotated as SFT2 domain containing 2. NCBI's taxonomy places the organism in Eukaryota, Metazoa, Chordata, Mammalia, Monotremata, Tachyglossidae. Bases 18 to 500 code for a protein of 160 amino acids. The transcript is spliced from 8 exons. Gene Ontology annotation, biological process: vesicle-mediated transport. Gene Ontology annotation, cellular component: membrane. The record is from RefSeq and is a predicted model, not a curated record.
GCAUUGCCAACAGGGCCAUGGACAAGCUGAAGAAGGUACUGAGCGGCCAGGACACGGAGGACCGGGGCGGGCUGGCCGAGGUGAUUGAUACCCCUUCCUUAAGCUGGGGCACCAGAAUUAAAGGUUUCAUCGCGUGUUUUGCCAUCGGCAUUCUGUUCUCUGUGCUGGGAACCUUCUUGCUGUGGGUGCCUUCUAAAGGCCUGACCCUCUUUGCCGUCUUCUACACGUUUGGGAACAUCGCAUCACUAGGAAGUACACUCUUCCUCAUGGGACCCAUGAAGCAGCUGAAGAGAAUGUUUGAGAUGACGCGCUUGAUCGCCACCAUUGUGAUGUUGUUGUGCCUCAUACUGACCCUGUGCUCUGCCUUCUGGUGGAAGAACAAAGGCCUUGCUGUCAUCUUCUGCAUUUUGCAGUCUUUAGCCUUGACGUGGUACAGUCUUUCCUUCAUUCCAUUUGCCAGGGAUGCGGUGAAGAAGUGCUUCGCUGCGUGCCUGGCAUAAGCUGGAUAAGUACAUUCGCACUUUCGCUUCUCCCCCGACCAGUGCCUUCCAGCGUCUGCUUUGGGCCAGCCCUGAGGGGUCCGGGUAGCAAGCCGUCUCCCACACCCCGGAGGGAGCCCCUCUCGGACAAAUGACUGAAAACGAGUCUCGGUCCCUGGCUUGGGCCUCGCUGGAUUUCUAGGAAUUAAGAGAUCUCCAAGCGGGGGUUGAUGCCCAGCUAGUUCCCGCCCUGACCUCAGGGACGACUUCUCCUCCCAGCAGCCAGAGAGCCAUCUGGGUCCUGCCCCUCACCCCCCGUGGGCUGGUCACCCUGGCCCGGCCACCAUUUCAGAGAGGCCAGGGCCAUCCUCGCCGUGGGAGGCCAGGAGAGGAAAGAGGCUUCUGAUUAGGGUUCGGACAUUUAGCUCUCCCCGCUUCCACAUUCCACCUGAGAGUCCUGAUCUCUGGCCACAUCUCCUGCUUCCCGGUGCCCAUUUUUCCCGUGUUCUCUGCCCUCCCUUAUCCCAAACCAGGGCAGGAGCUGGUCUGAGAUGGAGCGACAAGGAGGCUGAAGCUGAAAGCAGGAAGAGGCCACUGGGGGUUGCCUUUCUGUCCUCCCCAACCCCCCACUCUUUUAUGCGUGACCCAUCUGUCCAUCCCCUUAGCCACACUUUGAGGUCACUCUGCCCCCUGCUCUUCCUCCAUCUCAGGAUGGAUCCCAGCGAAGGUGGCGUAAGCCAUCAUGCCGACCCUUCUCUCUCCCCGUGGGAAAUUUCCACCGGCCACCCUGUUUCUCCCUCCGUUUCCCCUCCCGUGGGUGCAAGCAAAAGUAGCUACAGCAUGUAAAUAUCAUGGUGGGC